Molecule: messenger RNA, 3477 nt
Organism: Salpingoeca rosetta
Lineage: Eukaryota; Choanoflagellata; Craspedida; Salpingoecidae
Exons: 11
Coding region: 52-3426 (1124 amino acids)
Molecular function (GO): protein binding
Source: RefSeq, a predicted model, not a curated record
CUCGUCGCUCCUCGCCAAACUCAUUUCUCAGACAACAAGCCGACACCAACUAUGGACAACGACAACGGCUCUUCUUCAGCGCCCACAACACCGCCGCAAUGGCUUGAUACCCUCGUCCACGACCUCGAGCAUGACACGGCGCUCAGCGCGAGCGUGGUGUUCGAAGACUUCCCCCCUUCCAUGCAACGACGCUUCGUGGAAGCCCUGGCCAAGAACACUUCUGUCCAGUCCAUCGAGAUUAUUGCUUCACCCCUCUCGGUGAUCAACUUGCAGCUAUUGGCUGAGACAACCCCUUCCCUCCCACACGUUCAUUCCCUCGACCUUGUUGACAACAAUUUCGACACCGACUUUGACAAGCCUCUUGCUUCCCUGCUUGCCAAGCUGCCCAACCUGGAGAGCCUCAGAUUGAAUGGAUGCAAUCUCCAAUCACAGGCGGCCAUCGUGCUGGCAGAGCCACUGGCCAACUUGAAGGAGCUGCGUCGCAUUCAGCUGGCUUCAGACAACUUGGACGACGACAGCAUUCGAGUGUUGGCAAAGUCACUCGCAAACCUGCCGAACCUUCACCAGAUCAAUCUGGAUGGCAACCGCAUCACGGCAGUGGGAGCGCAAGCCGUGAUCGAAACUGCGUGCAAGCUCGAGCACUUUGACGCCCUUCGCUUGAAUGACAACCUCAUCACCAGCGUUGGAUUCCAGGAAGCUGCGGCCAUGCUCAAGAGCUUGAAGCACCUGCGAUACCUCGAUUUCCGGAACAAUGGCCUCAGCUGUGAUGGGGUGAAGAUGCUGACCCAGUCCUUUCCGCAGCUGACAGAAUUGCAGAAGCUCUUCUUGGACGGAAAUCGAAUUGGUACCGAAGGCGUGCGUGUGCUGGCUCCAGUCGUGGGCAGCAUGGACUCUCUGCAGGAACUCGAUUUGACAAACAACGGCAUCACACAUCUUGGCCCUGAGUUUCUGGCAACAACGAACAUUUACCAGAUUGGCUUUGAAGGCAACCCCUUGGUCUGUCCGCCGGCGCACAUCGUCGUCCACAGCCGCGCCAUGACGUAUGCGUACCUGCGUGCCGUUUCACAGGGGUCUGAGUUGCUGACGCGAUCGCGGCUGGUGUUCAUUGGUGAUGGCGGUGUUGGCAAAACCACCCUCAAGACGGCUCUGCUCAUGCUCCACAGUGCAGACCGCGCACACGUGCUCAAUGUGGUCAGGCAAGCCAUCAAGAAGGCGUUCAGCAAGUACACAGAGGCCGACUUCCGCGAAUGGGUGGACCAUGACCUCAACCCCAGCGACCAACCUGGUUUCUUUGACCAGUGCUGCCAAAAAGCCAAGGGCAUCACGGGGAAACUGUGGCUUAAAAGCCCGGACGACAAGCUGCGAGCUUGGUUUGGCGGAGACGCUGGUACGGCUCAAGCAGAGCAAAUUGUGGAUCGCAUGCUACAGGCACGCCAAUUCAUUCUCGCAAGUGGUGCAACUGCACCACAGUCGCCACCAGGUCAAGGCGAUGCACCACCUUUCGAGCCCUUGCUCUACAUGCCGCACGUGUGGACGGAAGGGGUCGAAGUUGACCACUGGGAUGCCCACGACUUUGAAAUCUGGGACUUUGCCGGGGAGCUGGAGUUCUUCCCCACCCAUGAGCUCUUCCUCGCCUCACACAUGGCCGUGUAUUUGCUUGUGUUUGACGCGUCCCAGGGCUUUGAUCACGCCCUUGCGCGCGUGUGUCUGUGGCUGGAGCUGCUACGCACAUGCACGCCUCCUGCGCUGGGCCACAACCACGACCACGUGCAAGUCCGCCUUGUUGCCACAAAGGACGUGUCGUUUUCACUCGAUUACUUCCGAUCUGAGGUGAAGCAUCACGCAAGCAGCUGCUUUGACCUUGGGCCAAAGUGCUACAGAAUCGAAUACACCGAAGCUGAUGGUGGGGACCUGAUGGACCUUGACACGGAGCUUGCCAGGCUUCGCACCGAAGGCGUGCCGUACUUUCACGUGCCAACAGGGCUGACUGAUAUCAAGAAACACAUCCAAGAAAUGGCGAGAGCACAUGCGACGAGGGAUUGGCCAGUGGUCAAUGUGAGCACCAUCGACUGGAAGCACAACCACCCCGAACUUGCCGUUCUGUUUCUGCUUCACACGGCCGUCAUUUACCCUGUGCCGGGAAACCCGUCCAUGAUCGUGCUGGACCCGAUGGUGUGGCUUACCAAGCUACUGUCAGCGCUGCUGCACCCCUUGCAUGGGCUCAGCUUGUCCUUUGAUGCGGCUUCGCCCCAAGCGUCGUCAUCCCAGAUACAUCUGCCUGCUGUGGACACCUCCCAUGUGCUUAGCUCACUGGCCCAACGUGACUUGCACAUUCCGCAACAGCAAAGACACCUGCUGCUGCCGUUCCUGUCCUCAUUCAACAUUUGCUUCUCAGUGAACACAGCACAAACGCUCUACACGUUUCCGUCCCUGCUCCCACGCCGCGACGUUCACCCAGGCAUCAUCACUGCCAUCCACAAUACUGUGCCUGGGCUCGCAGCCUCGCAGCGUGUCGUGUUGGGCCGCCGGCUGCAAUGCUUUGAGGAGCACGAGUGGCUGCCCCCAACAGCCUGGCCGUUGGUUGUGAAAGAGCUCUUUGCUGCUGUGAACGAAGCAGGUGCAACGCCGCUUCACUUGAGCGCAGGCAUAUUCAUCGCACAAGUGGAUUUGGCAAACUACAUCGUUGCAAGCCUGACCCUUCUCAAGCAUCGGCGCUGCGUUGACAUUGUUGCUGUCGGCAGUCAGUCUGAGGUCCUUUUGCACACGGCCAUGCUGUGUGUUGUGAAAGUGUUGCGCGACCACUUUCCUUCCCUCCACCUACAAAAGCGCUGCUUGAUGGUGGCAUCGCAACAUGACCACGAUCAGGAGCAACAUGCCGUGCUCCAAUUGAGCAUCGUAUCCCACUCCGUGUACACGGAGAAGAAGGCGGUGGACCCUCAGGAUGUCCUGCAGCAGCUCCCAACAUCAGAUAGUGGUCCACUGUCCACCACAUACGCCCAGCGCCUUCGGCAGUUGCUGACAGUCGAAGAUCACAGUGACAGUCCACCAAUUCGGCGCUGGGAUGCUCACUGGGUGUGUUUGUUGACUGAUCCCAAGCUGGUGUCCGAGACAAACAUCCCAAAGGCGAAACAGAAUGCCGAGACCAGGAGCAUGUUUGCUGAUGUCUGUGAACAACUUCUUCACCUCAGCGAGCAGGAACGAGUGGUGCUGAGUACCCACUGCGGUCUGCAUAACAAACCCUUGGAUGGGUCGAGCAUGGUACUUGCGCUCAAAUCAACCUGUCCAAUCGGGUCAACGGUGCCCUAUCUCAGCGAGGACAGCGAUCUGCAGCCCCUGCACGACGCGAUCGAGCGCAGGAUUGGGCAUGAGCACAUAACCUGUGUGAUCAUUCGCGAACGCCAAGCAAAGCUGAAGACACUUCCAUGAGCGUGAAGACGUGUGUGUGUUUGCUUGUGUGUGUGUGUGUGUGUGUGUGUG